AUGGCUGUUGGAUUGUUGACUCUUAUGAAGAGUCUGGCGCUGAAGAAGUCACCGCAGGUGGUCUACUCGUACCGUUUGAAGCCAAUUGUGCGCGUUGGAGUACUCUCCAUGUCUGCCGUGCUGCUUACGUACGGAUACACGUUUGCUGACGUAUCUUGGCUAUCUGCCAAGCAGCGGCAGGCCGCUGCAGAGGAUGACGACAAGCGUAGCGUAUGGUACUUCUGCAAGUCGUACGGGCCCGUCGCGUUGGCCGUGCUGCCCUUCACAUUGUCCCUCGGCACGCUGUACGUGUUUUCGAGGGUUGUACGGCAAGUCAUUUACCUUCCAGAUGUGGUGGGAAAGCCCGGGUGUCGAAUUGUACGCCAGUCACCUCUUCUCGCGAGAGAGAUCAGCACGGUGCGGCCGCUGGACGUCGUCAGCAGGACUAAGGGGGUUAGGAUAUAUACGGGGAAGGGUCCACAAGGGAUAGACGAUGCUGCGACGUUCAGUUUCUACUUGGUGGACAAGACGGCCAAGUCGUUUUGGAACAGGUACUACAUUCUGCCCAGGUCCGGCGAGGUCUGGAAGUCCGACGGGAGGGUUCUCGAUUCACUGUUCCAUAACGACUUGUCAAAGAACUCACUGGAAGAAUUUGAGGACCGCAGCACGCUUGCGAAGGAGGUACCGCUAAAGGCUGUUCUCAAGCAGAACAAGACCAGUUUCCACUCGAAUGCCAAUGACAAGAGUGACAGAAUUAAAAGCAUCGUUACUAAUAGUACAGACAGGGAGCAACGCUAA
Molecule: messenger RNA, 777 nt
Organism: Huiozyma naganishii CBS 8797
Lineage: Eukaryota; Fungi; Ascomycota; Saccharomycetes; Saccharomycetales; Saccharomycetaceae
Gene: MRX15
Product: Mrx15p
Exons: 1
Coding region: 1-777 (258 amino acids)
Source: RefSeq, a predicted model, not a curated record